CAUCAAGUAAUACUUUUAUUUAUAAUAAUUAAGUAAUAUUUAGUCUAUUAGAUAAAGAAUGUGCUUUAUUAUUUUGAGAUAAUGAGAAAUUCAUCGAACUUAACUGGGAAUUAUCUAAUGAUGUGGAUUUUGUAUCCUCUCUAUACUUUUAAAGACUCUACCAUACAAGAUAUUUAAUAUUGAUUUAGUAGGGUCUUUCUCUUAUUAAAAAAAAUCAUGUGUUAGCUAUCAAAACGAGGAUAAUGUUUUAUAUUGCGCAUCUUCUCUCUACUAUACCAAAUAGUAAAAGUAGGGCUUACUUCUUUAUAAAAGCUCACCAAUUGCGAGCUUCUUUUCUCUAACGAAUUCAGUCAUAGAACUGCAUGUAUAUCAUAUUAUUACUGUUAAACAAACUUUCAAAUCCAUAAUAUAGUGCUCUCAAAAAAAAAAAAAAAAAAGCAGAAGCUUCAAAAAUGGUGUCAUGGAAGAGCAUAACAUUUUUGGCUCUCUCUCUCAUCAUUCAUGUUCCAUUUGCUUCUUGCUCGUCUCUCAAAGAGGCAGUCCCCGCUUUCAGUCACAUUAAAGAUAAAAAUCACAGUGCUGAUCAACUAAGCUCCAAGAUGACAUAUGAAGUAAGACUUCACGGGCUUCUGUUAUGGGCAUCCAUGGGAUUCCUUAUGCCCAUAGGGAUACUAAUAAUCAGAUUAUCCAGCAGAGAGGAAUGUGGAACUAGACUCAAACUUUAUUUUUACCUCCAUCUCUUUCUACAGAUGCUAUCAUUGUCCAUUGCCACUGCUGGGGCAAUUAAGUCGAUCAAAACUUUCGAGAAUUCUUUCAGUAACAACCAUCAAAAAAUUGGUCUAGCACUUUAUGGCGCAAUUUGGGUACAGGCCGUGAUUGGAUUUUGUAGACCACAUAGAGGAACUUCAAAAAGGAGUUUAUGGUACUUCCUUCAUUGGGUGUUUGGCACUAUUAUUUGCAUCGUCGGAAUACUAAACAUCUACACCGGCAUAGAGGCGUACAAAAAGAGGACUAAAAGAAGUACGACACUUUGGACGAUUCUAUUCACAGUUGAAAUUUCUUCCAUAGCAUUUUUAUAUCUUUUCCAAGACAAACGAGAUUACUUGCAAAAGCAAGGUGUUUAUAUAAGAGAAGGUGGACAAGUAAGGCCUUCGAAUGAUCAAGAGAGCUCUUUAAGAGACAACCAAAAAGAUUUAUGGAAGGAGCCAUGUCCAAAAGUUAAUGCAUUAAAAAAUUUGUUCAACUGAUUAACAUUGAACAUUUUCUUUAUUUUGCUCUAUUUUUUUAGUUUCUCUCUUUAUUUGGCAAUGCUAACUCUAUACCAAGUGGAUGCUUCUAACGCUUUCGGAAGAUUGUAUUUUCAAAACCUAACGAAUUUUAGAUAUUACACAUCAUUAAAUUGAUUUUAAUGAAGUGUGUAGCCAUAUUAGGAAUACAUAUUGUAUGUGGUAAUUCUAAAUAUUCUUGUCUUUGAAUUUUUGUUACUAUCAUUUUUAGAUGCUAAAUAAACAUUUAUUAUGGUACAUUGUAUUAGGCCUUAAAAGGUUUAAUAUUUAUUUUAAUAUAAAGACCCAAUCAUAUUGUGAAGUCCAUGAAAGAAAGUCAACAAAAGUCAAUGAUUAACUAAGGUCUUCUGGAGAUGAAAGGCAACCCAAGACAAGGGUAUGAGCAGUUAACAGGAUGAUCAUAGAACAAGCUACGUAAGCAGGAACGUGUGUACUUCAGCGCCAGAAAGCAGUUAUGAUUUGAAGCAAAGAUGAUUCAAAUCAUUUUUCUCCAAAGAUAUAUGGAAGUUACGUAGCAUAUUGGUGUAUAAAUACAAGGGAGAUGAUCAAGCCAACGACAAUAAAGACAACACACAACAACUUGCAAAUUACUUUCUAGCGUAGCCUAGCCUAGCCUAGCCAACCCCCUUAUGGGGUUAUAGUUUAGUUUGUAGACUUGAAGCAUGUACUAGUGACGAGUUUGUUCAUUCUCUAGUUAAAGCAGGAACUCAUGGAGGGAAUAAUCUUUGUGUUUUCCCUUUAUUUAUCCAACCUGGAUUAUCCUCAUAUGUGUUGUAAAACUUAUUCUAAAAGUUUGUGAUGUGAAUGAGAAUAUAUGGCUCUAAUUAAUAGAUUAAUUAUUA
Beta vulgaris subsp. vulgaris (sugar beet) is the source of this 2128-nucleotide messenger RNA. RefSeq names its product cytochrome b561 domain-containing protein At4g18260. The record is from RefSeq and is a predicted model, not a curated record. Lineage: Eukaryota; Viridiplantae; Streptophyta; Magnoliopsida; Caryophyllales; Amaranthaceae. The transcript is spliced from 4 exons. Bases 453 to 1247 code for a protein of 264 amino acids. Gene Ontology annotation, molecular function: transmembrane monodehydroascorbate reductase activity.